AGCAGGGUGUGUAUGAGAACAUUGGAUGGAACUGUAUUACUGCACUGCACUAAUAGCACCAAGAACUUGAAAAGAGUGAUAUGAGACUAACUUUUGAACUAAAAACAGAAAGAAUGUGCCGGACAAUUGUGCACCUGCUGAUCCUGACGUCACUCGACUGUCUGUCUCGUGCUGAAGACAAGACGAAGAUUACAGUUUCCUGUCCAGAACACCAGAAGGCCUUUAGAGGCUCCUGCUAUGAGUUUGUGGGUCUCCACCGUACUUCUUUUAGCGCCCAGGCUUGGUGUGAGCAGCGUGGUGGACACCUUGCAUUUAUCCCAGAUGAAGAAACUCAGCAUUUCCUUCAAAGACACUUGGACAGCAAGAAGGACGUGUGGCUUGGAGUAGGACCUUCUGCCGUUCCAAACCUGCAAUAUUCUGCCACUGUUGAAGGUCUCCUCUCUUGGCUGGAUGGUUCACAAAUCAUCUAUUCAAACUGGGUGAGCAGCCCACAGCCAGGAGCAGCUUGUGGACACAUACUGAGAGACUCUGGCUUCCAAUGGAAAGCCACAAGAGACUGCAACAAAAAACUGCAUUUUAUCUGCCAGUUCGAGUCUGGGAGAUCCACUGUGUGUGCAGGUCGUAACACCACUCUGCAGUGUGGUUCUGGUCAAGUCUUAAUGAUAGAUAGCGGCUUCUACGGUCGUAAGAACAUUCAUUACUGUCGAUCUACUCUCUCCCCACCAACAACACCCACACGACAUCAGUACGGCUGGGUGGAUGUUGUAGAAUCAUUAACAGCUCACUGCCAUGGCCAUCAGGUCUGCCAGAUUGCUGAAGUUAUGGACUCCUUUGGUGAACCCUGUCCUCAGCUGGGGAGCUACCUGUCUUUGGACUACCACUGCAAAGAUGGGCUCACACUGUCAGUGACCACUGUGGCUGCUGUUUUGAAUGACGUCACCAUUAGCGUGAAGUGGCUCUUACCCUUGCCCCAGGAAAAUCUUAGCUGCAAGCUGAGUACCGGAGAUGGCCAUGUUAUUUAUCUGCACAGUCCAGAGGGGUUGGAGAGCAGUGUGAUACACAAAUAUACUCAUCCAAGUACAUUUCUUGUGGCAGCUGAAUGCACCAGCAGUGACAUACAGAUUACGGCUCAGAAAAUAAUUACCAUUCAAGAGCUCAUCACAGAGUUCGGUGUCAUCAGGUGCCAUGCAGGGAAUCUGUCUUUUCAUGCAGCCAACUGCAAAGCCCUUUACGGACAGCCAUUUCAAACACAGGUGGAAGUAAAAGCAGGUACAAAUGUGACCUACAGAAUCCAGAGUGCUGAUAUGUUGUUGUCCUGUUUAUCUGUGGUCAGAGGAAAUGUUCCCCAGAACAUCACAGUGACUCUAGAACUGGUGAAGCAGCUUGGGCCUGGCUGCCACCAGCUGACCCUUUAUGCAUCUAACAUGGUCACGUUCCCUGAAGUGUCCGCAGACCUGCAGAUGUGUGUGUUGGAGAAAGUAGCCGGGCUUCAGGCCUCUGUGUUGACAGAGAGGGAUGACUGUCUAGAAUCUCCUGAUAUUACCAUUGGUGUUUCCCUCGAACGGGGAGCACCUGUGCUGCUCCUCUUCUCUCUGACUGGAGACAACAGCUCAUUCUCUGAGACCAGAGAAAUGAAUACAAGAAAGGAAAUUUUUCACAUUGGACACCCGAUUCAAGGAUCUGUACAAGUGAAACUCAGAGCAUGGAACGUCUUCUCUUCUUUGAAAGUGGAUGUGGAUAUGCUUGCUUCCUGUGGCAAGGAUUCACUUGUUGAACUAAAUGGUCAUAAUGACUAUUUGUUAAGCUUUAACAAGAGACCGAGAAAAAAACACAUUAGAGUGAUCAGAUCUCCAAUGACAAUCAUUGCAAAACCUUCAGAUUCAGUACCUUCCAAAAAUCAAAGCAUCAUGCUUUCAAUAAAGGACCCGUCCAAACUAACUGACCAGGACAUGCAAUACCAGUGGACAUGCAAAAGCCCCUGUCGUUGCCAAGGAGAUUUCAAGGGACUAACUUACAUCAUUACAGAAAAUUGCCUACCAGAUCCAUUUCAGUUUUAUAAAUAUCAUUUUAAUAUGAUUGACAAAGGUGGUGACGUGAAGAAAACUGAAUCCAUAUGCAUCACCCUUACCCCAGCUCAGACUAAAAUUCCAACUUGGCUAAGUCUCACUUGCACUGAAGGCUGUAACCCAGUAAAGGCGAACAUUGAUGCAAAAAUUAAAAUGGAUUGUAAAGGACAUGCAUGCCCACAAGUUACGUGGAACAUUGAGUACCCAGGAAACGAGAAGGACUGGCCAGCUGAGACUAAGGAUUGCUACAAAAAAGCAAAUCAAAGGCCACUUAUGAACAUAAAGACUGGUGGGACGGAAUUCACUGUGACUCACACCAGUCUUGAACAGGCCAAGUCUAAAGGUCAGGAUGUCACUGUGGUGAUAACUUCUGCAGAUAUCAUACCUCUUUACAAAGAAUACACCAUAGAGACAUCAUCAUCUUCAAUAAAACCAGCUCGUACCACCAAAAACCCAGCUGCCACUGUUACGAAAGCAGAAGCUGGAGACACUGAAGGAAAAACAACAACCGUUGCUGGUCCUGCCACUACAUCACCUGGCACUAUUAGUGCCACCACUUUCACCUCUACCACCACUAUCCUUACUACAGCCGUUAUCUCUACUAUUGCCGCUAUCACCGCUACCACAGCUAUCACCACUUUCACUGCUACCACCGCUAUCCCUACAACAGCCGCUAUCACUACUAUCACUGCUACCACCAGUGAUACAUCUUCAUCAGCAACCGCCAACAAUUUUGAUACCCUUAAGUGUAGCAUAUCGCCAUCCAGUGGAACAACCCUUGAUGCUUUCAAAAUAACUUGCAAUACUGAAAUUCCUUGUUCUACCUGUCAGUAUUGUUUUAAGACUCAGGAGGGUAAGCAUCUGCUUUGCAGUAAGAACAAUGAAGUGAAGUCUCUUUUCCUUCCUCUUGGAGACAGCAGUUCCAACUACAAUAUGAUUAUCAAAGCAACUGCAAAAAAUAGCAGCUUUGUAGAAAGCACCACCAUAACUGUACAGGUGCUGGAUUCCACAGCGGCCUCCAGCUCUUCAGUAGAUGAUCUUAAGGCGUCAGUGGAGAAUGCUGUGGCUCAGCUAAAGAAAGACGGUCUACUGUCAGGAUCAAAUGUGGGACAAAUCUUCAAUUCUGUGUCUAAUAUACUGAACGGUCUAUCUGAUACAUCAAAAAAAGCUGAAAAGCAAAAGCUUCGUGAGCAGAUGCUGGACAUAAUGAUUGACACAGUAAAAGAAAUUCCCACCAACACUCCAGAGGAAGUUCAGGUGAUAGCUCGAGGACUUACUGCUGUUGUCCAGAAAGGCACUGAACUCAGCUCCUCUGCUCAGGAAGAGGCUUCAUUAUUGUUUGCAAACCUAAGCACAUCCCUCCUCCACAUGAAUGUAAACAAAAGUGAAGAAAACAAGAAAGAAAUACACUUUGCAGCAAGUACCAUUGUGGAAGGAGCAAGCAAUAUCCUGGACUAUUCUUCCAAUAAAACCAUCUCUGAUGCCCUUCUCGUUGCUCUGACUAACACACAGAGUGCAUUGUUAACAUUUAAAGAUGUUAACGAGGGGCCAUCUAUCAUCCAACAAGCUCAUAUUGGUGUGUUUGUUAAAAGAGUGACACCGGGAAGUUUGCACACAGAGUCCAUAAAUAUUCCCAACUGUUCCUGCCCCACAUUUUCUCUCCCACUGCUACCCUCUAAUACAUUUCCUUCAGAUGAACCAGUGGAUAUACGAAUGCUGAGUUUUGAUAAAAACCCAUUUUCCUGGAAUAAGAGAGGGGACAUCAGUGGCCUAAUAGGUGCUCUAUCCCUCACAACAAAAGAUGGUAUCGGUAUCCCUGUGGAGAACUUGAGUGAGGAUAUUGAGAUUCUGUUGCCAAGGCCUGUUGAUGAGCAGGUGAACACCUCUGUUUUGGACCUGGGGAACUACAGCACAAUGGUCAUAGACAUUCGUUCAGCUGACACUACGCUGGUGUUAAAGAUGGUGCCUUCAAAUGACCCUUUACCCUUCAAACUGUUCCUCGGACAUAUGAACUACCCCACUGAAACAAAUUAUAUAGCGAUGACAGAGAUGCCUCACCUGGGAACAACACAAGAGGAGAGAUACACUUGGCUACUAGACCCUACGAAUUUAAAGGGAAACACUGGAGUGCACUAUCUUGUAGUGAGGCCCAUUGUAGGUCCGGGUAUAAAAUCCAUCAAUGCCAAUUUAUCAAUUACCUCCAUCACUACGUCAUGUAAAUUUUGGGAUGAAUCAAUAUUGGAUUGGAACAAUAUUGGAUGCAGGGUUGGUGUUCAGACCACACCUUUAGUCACCCAGUGCCUCUGCAACCACCUCACCUUCUUCGGGAGCUCUUUCUUUGUCACUCCCAACCUUGUCGACCCGUCACGCACUGCUGAGCUGUUUGGGACUUUUACUGAGAAUCCUGUGGUCGUCUGCUUCGUGGGGGCUCUUUUUGUGGCCUAUCUCUUGGUGGUUGUGUGGGCUCGACGAAAAGAUAUUCAAGACGCGACCAAGGUGAAGGUGACUGUGCUGGAGGACAACGACCCCAUGGACGAGUACCGCUAUCUGUUGAGUGUCAGCACUGGGCAUCGGAGAGGAGCCUCCACUUCUUCUCAGGUGAUAAUAACUCUGCUGGGUACAGAGGGAAACGGUGAACCACAUCACCUGACAGAUCCAAAGAAAUGUGUGUUUGAGAGAGGUGCGGUGGAUAUGUUCCUGAUAACUACGCCCUUCUCCCUGGGAGACCUGCAGGGCAUCAGACUGUGGCACAACAACUCAGGGAGCCAUCCUGCCUGGUAUGUAGGCAAUGUCAUGGUGCAGGAUUUACAGACGGAGCAGAAAUGGCAUUUUCUAUGCAACUCCUGGCUGGCCAUAGACAUGGGCGACUGUUCCCUCGAUAAAGUUUUUCCUAUUUCAACAGAGAAGGAUUUGAUGAGGUUCAGUAAUUUGUUCUUCAUGAAGACAACAAAGGAUUUCAGUGACGGACACCUCUGGUACUCUGUGAUCAGUCGACCACCGAGCAGCACCUUCACUUGUGUUCAGAGAGUUUCCUGCUGUUUUUCCCUGCUGCUCUGUACCAUGCUGACUAGCAUCAUGUUUUAUGGUAUCCCAGCAGAUCCCUCUGAGCAGACCAUGGACCUGGGUCACUUUGAGUUUACCUGGCAACAGUUCAUGAUUGGAGUUCAGAGUUCCCUCAUCAUGUUUCCUGUGAAUAUCCUUAUUGUUAGUGUCUUCAGAAAUACUCGUCCCCGGAAGACGUCUUGUUGCAAGCGCAAAAUAGAAAAACCAGACACCCUUGAAAAGAUUUCUUUCUCUCAGACUGCGACCACCAACAUGAAUGUCAAUGUCACUUUAGACACUGUCAUAAAGGAUAUCACAAGAAUUGCCCAUUCACUGUCUAAGACUGUGAAAAGCAACAUACCAUGCACAGAGUCUGAGUUUGAGCCUGGACAACAAGUUGAUAUCAAUGCUGUCCUUUCUGUGGUGGAGGACUUCAUCAAACAGAAUAACAAAACCAGUGACACCGCCCAGUCCAAAAAUCAGAGCUUUCACAACCUCGCUCAGCCUCAGCUACCAGAGAGCAGUGCUAGUACGCAUCCCAGGUCAACAGUGGAGGGGAUUCAAAAGAAGAGCAACAAAACCCACUAUCUAUACACGCAGCUGUGUCACAUUGACAAAGAGCUGAGUCUGCUGGGACCCUCUGGCUUCCCCACCCCACACGGCUACAGCCAGGCUCUGCAGCAAGUCCAGGGCAUGAAGGGUUUUCUUGAAGAUCAGCUCUUCAAAUUCAGCUGUGUCAACCUAGAUGAACUUACCCAGAAGAAGUUGAGCCCUGCUGACAGCAGUGAUGGUGAUGGUAGUCAGAAGAAAAAGCUGUGCUGUCAUGGAGGGCUACCCUGGUGGUUUAUUUUUGUUGGCUGGCUGCUAGUGAUCGCAACCAGUGUUGUAGCAGGAUAUUUCACAAUGCUAUAUGGGUUGAAAUUUGGGAAGGAACGCUCCGUAAGCUGGUUGGUAUCCAUGAUAGUGUCCUUUUUUCAGAGUAUCCUCAUCAUUCAGCCAUUGAAGGUGCUAUGUCUUGCAGUCUUCUUUGCACUUGUAAUAAAGAAAGUUGAUGAGGAAGAUUUUCAAAAUUUAGCAUUUGUAAGAAAUGACAGAAAUCAAGGUGAUUGUAAGGACCAACAAACAAUCGGACGGGAUAGCAGUCUCUAUGAGCCUCCUCCUCCUGCAGACAUUGAGAAGAUGAAAAGGAACAAGAUUAUGGAACAGAAAGCCUUUGCCCUCCUCAGGGAGAUUUUGACCUACAUGGGGUUUCUGUGGAUGUUGCUGCUGGUGGCGUACGGCCAGAGAGAUCCCAAUGCUUUUUUCCUGAACCAACACAUCCGGGAUAGCUUCAGUGGAGAGAUCUCAGACAGCAUGAGUCUCGCAGAUGUGUUCACUUGGGCCAACACAGCUCUAUUAAAUAACCUUUUUGGAGUUUAUCCAGGAUUCAUCACAGAUGGAAACUCCAAGCUAGUGGGUAAUGCCCGUCUUCGUCAAUUGAGAGUGCAGAAGAACUCCUGUCAGAUUGCAGGCUCCAUGCUCCAGUUUGUACCAGACUGUCACGCUCCAUAUUCAUGGGAGGUGGAAGACAUGGGCUCCUAUGACCCGGGCUGGAACCAAUCUGUGAGGGAUAAUAUCUCAACGAGCACCCCCAGCCCGUGGAAGUACCAGACGCAGGCUCAGCUCAGGGCGUACCCUGUCUGGGGCAAAAUGGUGCUCUACAGGGGAGGUGGCUUUGUAUCGGAGCUCGGCCCAGAUUUACAAAACGCCAGCAACACCAUUGAGUAUCUGUUCAGGAACAAAUGGCUGGAUAUGUACACAAGGGCGAUCCUUGUAGAGUUCACCGUUUACAAUGCUAAUGUGAACCUCUUCUGCAUCGUCACACUCUUGUUGGAGACCACAGCAGUAGGAGCAUUUCAGUUCCACAGUGAGCUGCGUAGUGUUCGUCUUUACCCUUUAACUGGUGGUCUUCACAUCUUCGUUAUGGCCGCUGAGGUCAUAUACUUGCUUUUCAUCCUCUAUUACAUGUUCCUGCAGGGCAAAUUAAUGAAGCAGCAGCGGUGGGCUUACUUCAGGAGCAAGUGGAACCUUCUUGAGCUGACUAUCAUCUUACUGAGCUGGAGCACCAUGGCUGUCCUCAUCAACAGGACCCUGCUUGGGAACCGCGAUAUGACCUACUACCAAAACCACAAAGACCAAUUUGCCAGUUUUUAUGAGACAGCCACAGCAGACUUAGUGCUCCAGUAUCUGAUUGCCUUCCUGGUCCUGCUCGCCACCAUCAAACUGUGGCACCUGCUCAGACUGAACCCCAAGAUGAACUUGAUCACUGCUGCACUGCAACGGGCCUGGAGUGACAUAUCCGGUUUCCUCAUAAUCAUUGUGAUCAUGUUCGUGGCGUAUUCCAUGGCUUGCAACGUGAUUUAUGGCUGGAAGAUGUCCUCUUAUAGAACCUUAGCGGAUGCUCUCCUGACCAUCAUCAGUUUGCAGAUAGGCAUCUUUAACUAUGACGAGGUCUUGGACUGCAACCCCUUCCUUGGUGCAUUACUUUUUGGUUCCUGUGUUGUGUUCAUAACGUUUGUGGUGCUCAAUCUCUUCAUCUCAGUGAUUCUCGUGGCAUUCAGCCAGGAGCAAAUAUAUCACAAGCCCUCAGAAGAGGAGGAGAUUGUCGACCUGAUGCUGAAGAAGAUCUGCAGUCUUUGUGGGAUCAGAUAUAACAAUACAAAAGACACCCUGGGGCCUGAUGCGAAUGAGGGCAGUGGCUUGACCCUUAAUAACAGCAAAAAUAUCCUUAACAAUUCCUCAAUUGAUGUAAAAAAAAAUUCAGACAUCUGACAACUCACAGGAACCCCUAGAAAAUAUUAAAUAUUUUGUAUGCACUACUAAUAUCCACAUGCUCAUUUAUUCAUGUUCGUUAUUCUUUGCUUGUUCCCUACUGGGAGGUCAGAGCAUGCUGUGCUGCUUUGUGAGUAUGGUGUGAUGGAUAAUUAUCACACUGCACAGAAUUACACUGCACAUUGUUGGUGUGAAUAAGAUGUUUAUUUAAAGAAUAUUUUAUUCGCAGCAAUGUUUUGCUCCUACUUACUAGUAGAUGCGACAAUUGGUUUGGUGUAACUCAUGCUUAUAUAAUAAACUUACAAAUCAGUAUGAAUUUAAAGCAUGCUUCACCUUGUAAAAUAAUAGAAUAUUGUAUCACAUAAUCCUGAAUUACACCAUAAAAAUAUUUAAUAAAAUAAAAGGAAAUAUACAUACUUAGG
This is a messenger RNA of Siniperca chuatsi (mandarin fish), 8341 nucleotides long. Its product is annotated as polycystic kidney disease protein 1-like 2. Gene Ontology annotation, cellular component: membrane. The record is from RefSeq and is a predicted model, not a curated record. NCBI's taxonomy places the organism in Eukaryota, Metazoa, Chordata, Actinopteri, Centrarchiformes, Sinipercidae. Gene Ontology annotation, molecular function: calcium ion binding; carbohydrate binding; protein binding. Gene Ontology annotation, biological process: detection of mechanical stimulus. Bases 81 to 7919 code for a protein of 2612 amino acids. The transcript is spliced from 44 exons.